Molecule: messenger RNA, 3280 nt
Organism: Oldenlandia corymbosa var. corymbosa
Lineage: Eukaryota; Viridiplantae; Streptophyta; Magnoliopsida; Gentianales; Rubiaceae
Source: the annotation of a GenBank genome assembly
CGCUAGAGAAAAACCUAUUUCUUACUAUUUUUAAAACGCGUACCUUUUACCUCACUCACGGUCUGAUUCUUCUUCUGCUUCUUCUUACUUUGUUUCUCCGAAGUUUCACAUUAUUGUACGCUUUCACAAACGUUUUUGUCCCGAAUCCCAGUCGCCCCCCUAAUUUAUAUGUGUCUCUCUUCUCUUUGGAUUCUUCAAUUUCUUCUACAAUUUUCUGUGUCCCCUUUUUCCCAAUCUCUUUGAUUUUAACCCAGAUUCUUCUUUUCUAAUAAUCUGUUUUUUUUGCUCUUUUAUCCCCCAUUAAUUUUUGUUCUGAUUCGUUGUAUUUCAUAUCAAUUUUUUCUUGAAGAAGAUGAAUGCUGUAAGAUUCGCGACUCUUCCUAUUCUGAGUAUAAUCUUCUUGGCCCUUGUUGAGUUUUGCCGCGGACAAGCCACCAUGGCUCCGGCUCCUUCUCCGAUUGGUCCUCCUUCUAAUGACGGCACAGCAAUUGACCAAGGGAUUGCUUAUGUUCUUUUGCUGGUGGCCCUGGCUAUUACAUACUUGGUUCACUAAUUCAGAGCGAUUUAACUCCCGGCGGGACUAAUUAGAUCUUAUUAUUAGUAGUAUUGAUUAAAAUUCUUUUUAUGUAUUCUCUCCAUAUUGUUUGGGAAGGAGAAACAUCCCAUUAUUUUUCUUUUUUGGUUAUUUUUCGUACCACUGUAUAGAAGUUGAUGAUGAUGAUGAUUCAGAGGCAUGAUGAUUGAUUAAAGGGAAGAGUUUCUCAUGAAUUAGUGAUUAUAUACUUAUCUGGUGUCUUUAUACUGCACAAUGAAAAUAAGGUUUUUUUUUUUUUUUUUUUAUAAAUACUGGGUAUGAUAAUCUGGUUAUACACGAUAAUUAAUUAUACUCAUCGGUGGGUUAAAAGCCAUAUGGUGUUCUAAGGAAUUAUCAAAGAUGCAAUCUGGUCCUCUCAAAAUAUGGUGACCGGUGAUAUGGAGGUGCGUGGGAGGAAUAAAGCUUUGGUAAUGGCUGUUCGUGAUCUUUUGAGCACAGAUUGGGUGGUGAAGGUACAUCAUGUUUACCGAGAGCUGAAUUUUGCCGCUGAUUCCCUAGUGGUGUUAGCAAUGGAGAGUACCGGUGGUUUACAAUGGCUAGAUGUACCUCCCGAUACUGUCCAAAUGUGGCUUCAAUAUGACAUCGUUGAGUUUUCUUACCGACGAGCUCUAAUAAAUUAGAACUCUAUGCAUUUGUCUCUUGUACCAAAAAAAAAAAAAAUGCAAUCUUUGGAAAAGGCUUUGGUAGUUGCUCUUGCUGGACUUUUGAUCAAAGUUUAGACUUGCUCUUAAUGUUACACUAAUGGCUUUACUCCUGUAAGUUCAAACAAACACAAUUUAACAACAAACACCAAAUACGAAAGACCACAUGACUCCAUGAAAGAGUACUGAAUUAUGAGUCUAUGACAGUAACGCAUGUAAUAACUCAGUUGCUUUCCUCAAUUGGAAACACCAAUUCAUUGCAGUUUGCUAAGAUUGAUUUAGGAAAAAAGCUACGGGAACUUAUAAGGUGUAACUGGAUUUCCUUCAAUUAUACUGGUCUCAGAGUACAGUAUACCUGAUCUUCUGAAUCAUAGUUGAGUUUUUCUCCUCGAAGCCUUUUUCUACUGAUUUCGCGAUAAAUCCAAUGUCAGAAAUAAUGCUGCUCUGCUCAGCUCAGCUCAGCUCAUUAUUGCUGAAUUAAGGCUUAAGAGAAUCAUCCCAUGAUGCUGGAACUCUAUUUCCUACUUCAGUUGAAACUCAUCAAGCCUUCUCCUAUAGUAAUCAGGCUAAGAAACUUCAUUGUGCCAUGAAUCCUGCCUCUAGUUGAAUCGCAAAUCAGCUUCAACAUCCUUUUGUUCUGGCCACCAUUUUUGUCCCGGGUUCUUUAUGACUGACUGGUCUCAACGUCAACUAAUUGUAUCUUUAUAUCUGAUAUUUCCCGCUUACCUUCUGGCAACAAAGUAUUCAGAACCUCUACGGCUUUACAAUGGCUAAUGGGGGCCAAUUCCUAUUUAAAAUGGGAUUGAAAAAUAAAAAAAGUCCAACAUAAAACAUUUUACACUUGGGGAAACAUGUUCAAGAAUUGUUUGCUUUCUCAAAGAAACAAAAUCAAUCACAUCACAUCAUUUUGACAAACAAAAUACGGUAAUCAUGUACUGCACCAAAAAAUUACAUUGAGUCAGCACAGAUAAUUCAACAUUUAUUGCUCCAGCUACAAGUCUCAAUCGGUUUGGUGAAGCACGUCUUUCCAGCGAACUCUGGGUAAGAAAAGCUUACAAACCAAAUUGCCCAAUUGGCUAGAUACUUAUCCUACUUGAACAAGGAAGAAAGUUAAAGACCUUUCACAAUACUAUCCUUGUCGCCCCUUCUAGUAGUUUGAAGAUUCAACAAAAAAAAUCUCACUUCUUUUUUCACUCAUUGAAUUGACAUUAGUAUUCAUUUAUUGCUUAUAAUAUGGUUGCCAUUCCUACUUGGCUGCUGCCACCCAGUCAUCAAACACCACCUAAUAAACCACUAAAUCGUCGAAUAUUUUGCCCAAACGUGCGUCAUUUCAUACUCCUUUAGUCCUAACUAUAAUUCCCUGCCACAUUCUAUCUGAGGAAAACAUCAGCCAAAUUGCUCAAGCAAGCUAGGACUUAGGAGCGGAAUGGAAACUGGAAUAUGGCGAAAGUCGGGACGAAGGACGAUCCAUUUGGGGCGAUUUUGCGACCAAAAGACGGGCGAGGAAGAUCCCGUGUUCAAGUACUACCCUGCAGAGAAUGGUGGUAAUAAUGGUGGGACUAGAUCCUCUUCAAAAAUGCCGAAGUGGAAAGUCAUAUGGAAGAACCUGCUGAAGCAGAGGAAGAAAGGUUUCGAGCCCGCGAUGCAAGGAAAGGCGGCUUAUAAUUCAGAAACAUAUAUGCAGAAUUUUGAUGAAGGUCAAUCAGGGCAGACGAUUGAUGAAUAUCUCAAUGAUUUCCUGCCUCGAUCUUUUACUGCCAGAUAUGCUGAUCCCUCCAAGCUACUUUCCUGAUGUAUAAAAGGUUUGGGCAUAUGUAAUGUACCACUUGAUUUUGGUACAUAUGUGCAGAACAUGGUCAAUUACAGUAGUAGAAACCUAUUAGGUUUUUCGACGGUGUUUCUAUUUUUCAGUUUCCUCCUUCGAUUCCCUUAAUUCAGCCAGGAAAUCGGUUGUAUAAAUUUUGAUGUUCACAAGAUUUUAAUUUUUUGGUACCAUCUCUAUUCUCUGAUACAGUGUGAAUUUGAAGAUGAACCAGGGUAGGUG